Molecule: messenger RNA, 1089 nt
Organism: Peromyscus leucopus (white-footed mouse)
Lineage: Eukaryota; Metazoa; Chordata; Mammalia; Rodentia; Cricetidae
Product: trace amine-associated receptor 4
Exons: 1
Coding region: 46-1089 (347 amino acids)
Biological process (GO): chemosensory behavior; behavioral fear response; G protein-coupled receptor signaling pathway
Cellular component (GO): membrane
Molecular function (GO): trace-amine receptor activity; 2-phenylethylamine receptor activity
Source: RefSeq, a predicted model, not a curated record
ACAGCUCUUUUGAAAAGGACUCAUACCACUCCCAAGACAAAGAUAAUGGAUGCACCUGACCUCUGGAGCCCCCCGGAAGUACAGUUUUGCUUUGCGGUGGCAAACAAUUCCUGCCCUAGGAAGGAGAGGCCCAUGUUGGUCAUCUGUGCCAUGUACCUUGUCAUGAUUGGCGCAAUAGUGAUGACCAUGCUGGGAAACAUGGUUGUGAUCAUUUCUAUUGCCCACUUCAAACAGCUCCACUCCCCAACCAACUUCCUUAUUCUCUCCAUGGCCACCACGGACUUCCUGUUGAGCUGUGUGGUCAUGCCUUUCAGUAUGAUCAGGUCCAUAGAGUCCUGCUGGUAUUUUGGAGACCUCUUUUGCAAAGUUCACAGCUGCUGUGACAUCAUGCUCUGCACCACCUCCAUUUUCCACCUCUGCUUCAUCUCAGUUGACCGCUACUACGCUGUGUGUGACCCUUUGCAUUACGUCACCAAAAUCACCAUCCCUGUCAUAGAGGUCUUUCUACUUGUCAGUUGGUCCAUUCCCAUCUUUUUUGCCUUUGGCCUGGUAUUCUCAGAAUUAAAUUUGAUCGGUGCUGAGGAUUUUGUGGCAGCCAUUGACUGUACAGGUUUGUGUGUGUUGAUAUUUAACAAGCUCUGGGGGAUGUUAGCUUCCUUCAUAGCCUUCUUUCUGCCUGGGACAGUCAUGGUGGGGAUUUACAUACACAUUUUCACAGUUGCCCGAAAGCAUGCCAGGCAGAUUGGUACAGGUCCUGGGACAAAACAGGCCCUCUCAGAAAGCAAGGUGAAGGUCACAUCCAAAAAAGAAAACAAGGCCACCAAGACUUUGAGCAUUGUCAUGGGAGUGUUUGUAUUGUGCUGGCUGCCAUUUUUCAUUUUGACAAUCGUAGACCCUUUCAUUGAUUUUACAACCCCUGAAGAUUUGUAUAAUGUUUUCCUCUGGCUAGGUUAUUUUAAUUCCACUUUCAAUCCCAUCAUAUAUGGCAUGUUCUAUCCUUGGUUUCGCAAAGCCCUAAGGAUGAUAGUCACAGGAAUGAUCUUCCGUUCUGACUCUUCUACCUCAAGCCUGCAUCCUGCACAUUCUUAG